AUGUCCACGCCGCAAGCCAAAGCCGAUGGCGCUAAACCCCAUGAUUCUAAAGCCAAGUUGGCUGAAUUGACUCGCACAAUCGAGUUCAAAUGGUACGCCAGCCAUGUCACUGUUGUUACUUUCACCAUGAUAUACAUGCUUCUUCGCCUCUUCUUCAGUGGCCGCUUCCCUGGGUUCCUGUACAAGAUGGUGUUUGUGGCAGCUUCUGCUGCUUUCGGACUCAUUGUCUAUCAGAAAUAUACGACCGGUCAGCUUACUCCUGCAAUCCUUUCCCGUGAUGAUAGCGUGCACUAUUUGUACCUGGCCGUCGUGUGGCUGUUCACCAUGGAGCGCUACUUUGCCCCUCUACCGUUCGCCAUUUUCUCGUUCUUCCAUGCUUUGACUUAUGCCCGCUCCUAUUUACUGCCGGCAAUGUAUGCUACUCCUCCGCGUGAGCUUGCUCAGCGCAUUGACCACGUCGUGAAGAAGUACAACGAGCCGUUCACCAAAGUUGCUGCACAGGUCGAGUUCGGCCAGCUGAUCGUUUUGAUCCUGGCGGCCUUGCGUGCUCGCAAGGGUACAUGGAUUCAAUUGCUGCUUUAUGUUGUCUUUUUCCGUUCUCGCUACUCGGUAUCUCGCUACACUCAGGGCGCCGUAAAGUCGGUUGAAGUCAGAAUUGACAAUUUGGUGCCUGCUGGCCCCGCCAAAGAUAUUUGGCUCAAGUUCAAGGCAGCUGUCGCCGCAAUUCCCGGACCUGUUCCCAAACCUACCAAAUAG
Wickerhamiella sorbophila is the source of this 756-nucleotide messenger RNA. Its product is annotated as Nucleoporin POM33. The coding region runs from base 1 to 756 and encodes 251 amino acids. The transcript has a single exon. Gene Ontology annotation, cellular component: membrane; endoplasmic reticulum. Gene Ontology annotation, biological process: endoplasmic reticulum tubular network organization; membrane organization. Lineage: Eukaryota; Fungi; Ascomycota; Dipodascomycetes; Dipodascales; Trichomonascaceae. The record is from RefSeq and is a predicted model, not a curated record.